Dioszegia hungarica is the source of this 1788-nucleotide messenger RNA. Its product is annotated as putative heat shock protein HSP60. NCBI's taxonomy places the organism in Eukaryota, Fungi, Basidiomycota, Tremellomycetes, Tremellales, Bulleribasidiaceae. The coding region runs from base 1 to 1788 and encodes 595 amino acids. Gene Ontology annotation, molecular function: ATP binding; ATP-dependent protein folding chaperone. The record is from RefSeq and is a predicted model, not a curated record. Gene Ontology annotation, biological process: protein folding. Gene Ontology annotation, cellular component: cytosol; nucleus. The transcript is spliced from 4 exons.
AUGCGAAACAGGUCCAUCCCUCACAUCCUCGGUAUCAACUUCGGGCAGUCCUUUGCCUCCAUUGCUGUCAUAGACAAGGAAGGACACCCAGAAUGUAUCGCCAACGAGGAAGGCGAGCGCCAAAUCGCCUGCGCCAUCUCGUACUCUGGUGAACAGGUCUACAUUGGCAACGGAGCCAAGCCCUUCCUUGUCAAGAACGGCAAGAACACCAUCAUGGGCUUCCGGAAUCUCCUCGGUCACACCUACGAUGAGGUCGACCACACCGCCAUCCUUACCGCUCCCCUCCUCUCUUCCUCCACAACCCCCUCGUACGAAGUCGACAUCCUCGUUCCUCCCCCAAAAGCGCCCGAGAAGGGCAACCGCUCUGCCGCCGCCUCGGGCGCUGCUACCCCUGCCGUUCAGGAGCCUACUGCCGGCAAGAAGACUCUCACCGCACCGGAAGUGACCACCCUUUUCCUCUCUACCCUCUUCACCUCGGCUUCCGACUACCUCGGUGUCAAGCCAACUCACUGCGUCAUCUCCGCCCCUACUUGGUUCGGCCCGGAACAACAGGCUGAGCUUCGUAAAGCGGCCGAGGCGGCGGGCAUUCACGUCCUGCAGGUGUUGGACGAGGCGGCGGCGGUGUUGGUCGGGUACCGCGUGGGUAUGCCAGAAGAGCGCAAAGAGCGGGGACUCCUGGGUCAGCCCGAGGAGGGUGAUGCGGGAGAGGUCGAGAAGACGGACAAGAAGGUCGUGGUGCUGGAUAUGGGAGAGACGAGCUUGAGCGUGUCGGUUGUGGCGGUCAGCAACGGGGAGUACACUGUGCUCGGAAAGGGGCGGGAUGACAAGCUCGGCGGCAGGGAAUUUGACAACUUGCUUCUCAAGCACUUUGCCAAGGAGUUCACCAAAAAGACCAAGACCGCACUUGACGUACCCUGCUCAGAAUCCGCACCCGCCGGCGACAAGCGGGCCGAGGCAAAGCUCCGCCUCGCUGUUGAACAUACCAAGCGGUCUCUUUCCGCCUCUUCCGGUGCCGCCACCUGCGCCGUCGAAUCGCUAAAGGACGGUCUCGACCUCUCCACCUCGGUCAACAGAUUACGUUUCGACAGUCUCGCCGCGCCCGUCUUCCGUCAGGUCGGCGAGCGUUUGCGUCAGAUCGUCAAGGACGCCGGAUUGGACCUUGCUCAGAUCGACGAGGUCCUCCUCGCGGGCGCUAGCACCCUUUUCCCCGGACUGCAGUCCAACCUCGCCCUCCUCCUCGCCCCCACUGCCCCCGUCACCGCCGCCAUUGACCCCAGUCAGGUCAUCGCCAUCGGAUGCGCGCUCCAGGCACUCCACCUCUCCAAGCUCGACAAGGACCUGCAGUUGUCGGAUGUCCUCGCUCUGGCCGACCGGGACGCCGAGACCCUUUCUGCGCCCAUCGGUAUCGCUAUCCCCGGAGAGAAGAGCGAGGUCCUCGCUGCCAAGCUGUUUGAGCAGGGCUCGGCACUCCCAUCGCGUCGUCGUGUCGCUCUCGGUGUCGUAGGCGGAGCAGAGAAGGUCGGUGUGGAGCUGUGGGAAGGCAAGGAGGAGGUCAAGAUCACCAGGGUGCCGGCUCCCCCCGCGGAGGAUGACGAGGACGAGGAAGAGGAAGACGAGGAGAUCAAGGAGGUUGUGCUCAACAAGGGCAAGUUCUUGGGGUACGUCGAGACCGAGGUGAAGGGGGCGAAGGGCGUGCAGAUGGAGGUCAUUGUGCAAAAGGGCGGGAAGGUUGAGGUCAGGUUGUGGGCCGAGGGCAAGGAGGAGGAUGCGACGACAUUGACGAUGUGA